AUGUGCCUUGUCCAAGCUACCGGAGGUUCCUCUACACACAAACUUGUCAGUGCUGGAGCUGAGAAGAUGAUCAUCACACGACCAGAUUUUGUUGAUCCACCCGGAUCCAAAGACAUCUCGAUCACUCGUACUGCUAGAGCACCAAAAGAAGACAAGUUGGUCAUUCACUUUUGCACGUGCCGAUGCAACUAA
Messenger RNA from Caenorhabditis elegans, 192 nucleotides. It is a transcript of the gene W01B6.4, whose product is annotated as 3-deoxy-7-phosphoheptulonate synthase. Lineage: Eukaryota; Metazoa; Nematoda; Chromadorea; Rhabditida; Rhabditidae. The transcript has a single exon. The coding region runs from base 1 to 192 and encodes 63 amino acids. The record is from RefSeq and is marked reviewed.